Molecule: messenger RNA, 842 nt
Organism: Nicrophorus vespilloides
Lineage: Eukaryota; Metazoa; Arthropoda; Insecta; Coleoptera; Silphidae
Exons: 2
Coding region: 155-745 (196 amino acids)
Molecular function (GO): metal ion binding
Source: RefSeq, a predicted model, not a curated record
GAUGAAUUGUACUAAAUACAUUAUUAGGAAUUUAUGUAACAUGCGGUAUCAAAAGCUUAAAGUUGGCGCCAUCAAGAAACUAACCUAAAACUAUCCUAACCUUAAACACCUUUACCUCUUUAUUUGUUAUUUUGUAAUAAUUACAAUAACAAACAUGUCCCUGGUACCUGAUUAUGAAGAUUCCUCCUCGUCUUCGUCAUCUUCACACUCAGAAUCCUUGUCAGACGAAGAGAUCACGAAAGAAGAUGCCGUAAGCUGCACAGAAACCACAACACUUAAGCCAAAGUUGCCGACCCCUGGAUUCCUUGGGGCCACAGGAGAAUCAGUGAAAGCCACCACUUCAGUAUUCACAAACCCCUUCAUCGAAGCUGAACAGACAGAGGAGGCCAUCCUUGAGAAGCAUGUGAAGAUGGUCAGCAAGAAAGAUAAUGUGGUCAUCAAUGGGAAGAAGGUUUGCUGGAAUUACAGGAAGGGAAGAUGCAGGUUUGGACACAAUUGCAAGUAUGCACAUGACUCGGAUCUGCAGAAGACCAAGGAGGAACUUAGUUUGGAGAAUAGGGUGGAGAACACAGUGAUCUGCCAGAAUCAGGAGCUGACACAGCCCAGCGCACAAGAGCUGCUGCAGAUUAAAAAUGAUUCAACAGCAGCCAACCAGAAGCGAAAGAGACCUGGCCUAACUCAAGGUCUAGUACCUGGAAAGAAAGUAAUGAGGAGCUACAAGCAACAACACAAUAAAACACAGUAGUCUUAUUAAUUAUAAUAUAUUAAUAUUAUUUAUAACGUAAUGUAAUUUUUACAAAAACUUUUCACAUCUUUUGAAAGUAGUGUUUUUUAAAAAUGAU